UUGUUCAGAGUAGGUUGUGCUGGAGCCUCAGAGCAGCAGCAGCAGCAGCAGCAGCAGCAGCUCAGACAUCUGUGCAGAGGAGGAUUGUUCAAAAGUCAGACCUAUGGUCUGAGCAGGUACAGCUGGUUCUCCUCGUCUCCUGUCAGGAUGCAGCUCUCACUCAGAUCCAGUCACUUCCUGCUGGUUCUGGUUCUGGUCUCUCUGUCCUCCCAGUCAGUGAAGGGUCAAGUGUCUUCACCUCGAAGGUUUCGGGCCAAAGCCAUAAGUUCGUCCACGCUGCUGGUGACGUGGAAAGAACCCAAAGGAGAGUUUGAAAGUUACAAAGUCAUUUACAGCACACGUCCAGGUGACCGGUGGACGGAGGUCCAGCUACCAAAAACAGAAACGACUCUCGUCAUCCAGCAGUUUGAUCCUUCUAAAGAAUACGAGUUCAAAAUCAUAGCAGUGAGCGGAGGACGAGAGAGCAGACCCCUGGUGGCCAAACAUGAAGCUCAGAGGUCGGUGGUGGAGGUGGUCCAACCUCAGAGAAGACAGGAAGGCAGCGUCACGGAGGAACGCAACGAGAUCUCAGAAGCCAACGUGGGCUUCAUGUGUAAGACCCCGGCCGUCGCCGACAUCGUCAUCCUGGUGGACGGCUCCUGGAGCAUCGGUCGGAUCAACUUCAGGCUGGUCAGGACCUUCCUUGAGAACCUGGUCCGAGCCUUCAACGUGGAGAUCGACAAGACCCGCAUAGGUCUGGCCCAGUACAGUGGAGACCCCAGGAUCGAGUGGCACCUCAACACCCACAGCACCAAGGAGGCCGUGAUCGACGCCGUGAAGAACCUGCCCUACAAGGGGGGCAACACCCUGACAGGUCUGGCUCUGACCUUCAUCCUGGAGAACAGCUUCAAACCAGAGUCUGGAUCCAGAGCCGGCAUUCCCAAGAUCGGAAUCCUCAUCACUGAUGGCAAAUCCCAGGACGACGUCAUUCCACCAGCCCAGAGCCUGAGGAACGCUGGGAUUGAACUCUUCGCCAUCGGUGUGAAGAACGCAGAUGAGAACGAGCUGAAGUCCAUCGCGUCCCCCCCCGAGGACACUCACGUCUACAACGUGGCAGACUUCAGCGUGAUGAGUGACAUCGUGGAGGGUCUGGCGAAGACGCUCUGUGACCAGGUGGAGAAUCAGGACAAACGGAUCCGAGGGGGAGUUCCUGCCCCUCCGCCCCCCGCUGUUUCUCCCCCCCGUGACCUGGUGGCGUCCGACAUCACGGCUCGCAGUUUCCGGGUGACGUGGACGCACGCGGCCGGGCAGGUGGAGAAGUACCGUGUGGUGUACUACCCCGCCAGUGGGGGGCAGCCUGAAGAGAAGGUGCUCCAGGGAACGCAGAACAGCGUGGAACUCACCUACCUCAACUCUCUGACCGAGUACCAGGUGGCCGUGUUCGCCGUGUACCGCAGCUCGGCCAGCGAGGCGCUGAGAGGAAGCGCGACCACACUGGCCCUGCCCAUGGUCAACGACCUGGAGUUGUUUGACAUCACUCACAGCACCAUGAGGGUCCGCUGGAAGAUCGCAGCAGGGGCUUCUGGGUACAUGAUCCUCUACGCCCCCCUGACUGAAGGAGACGCUGCCGACGAGAAGGAGGUGAAGGUGGAGGAGUCAGUGAACGAGGUGGAGCUGGAAGGUUUGACUCCAACCACUGAGUACACAGUCACAGUCUACGCCAUGUACGGAGAGGAGGCCAGUGACCCCAUGACCUCCCAGCAGACCACAUUGCCUCUGACCCCCGCCACCAACCUUCGUUUCUCUAACGUGGACCACAGCUCCGCCCAGCUCUCCUGGGACUCCGCCUCCAGGAAGGUCAAAGGUUACCGCAUCAUGUUCGUGAAAACCGACGGGGUCCAGACCAACGAGGUGGACGUGGGCCGGGUCACGACCUGGCUGCUGAAGAACCUGACCUCCCUGACCGAGUACACAGUCGGGGUCUUCGCCCUGUACGACGAAGGACAAGCUGAGGCGGUGACCGACAGUUUCACCACCAAGACGGUGCCCGACCCUCUGGACCUGCAGAGCAGUGACGUCACCACCAACAGCUUCAGAGUGACGUGGAAACACCCGGCGUCUGAUGUGGUUCUCUACCGCCUCACCUGGGCCACAACUGACGGAGGAGACGCCGACGAGGUUCUGGUGAAUGGAAACAUCAACUCUUAUCUGAUCAAAGGACUUAGCUCCGCCUCCGAGUACGAAGUUCUCCUGUCGGCCGUGUAUGCUAACGAAAUAGAGAGUGACGAGGUCGUGCUAGUCGAGACCACAGUUGAACGUACGACCACCGUCAGCACCACCACCACCACCACUGCAGCUCCUCGUCAUGGGGUGAGGAGCCUGAAGAUCGACGAUGAGACCACCUACAGUCUCAGGGUGUCCUGGCAGACGCUGGACUCCAGAAACCUGCGACAUUAUCGUCUCAGCUACAUCAGCGCCAAAGGAGACCGCGCUGAGGAGACGAGGACGGUCCCCAGUGGACAGAACAUCCUGGUCCUGCAGCCUCUGCUCUCAGACACAGAGUACAAGGUGUCCAUCAUCCCAGUCUACCCUGACGGGGACGGACCAGCGUCUUCACUGAUGGGACGAACACUUCCUCUGUCAGCUCCCAGGAACCUGCGGGUCUCAGAGGAGUGGUACAACCGCUUCAGGAUCAGCUGGGACGCCCCCCCCUCACCCACCAUGGGCUACAGAGUGGUGUACCAGCCCGUUACUGCUCCUGGUCCAGCUCUGGAGACCUUCGUUGGGGAGGACGUGGACACCAUGUUGAUCGUCAACCUGCUGAGUGGGACAGAUUACAGCGUCAAGGUCAUCGCGUCCUACACCACCGGCUCCAGUGACGCUCUGUCAGGAAGAGCCAAGACACUGUCCCUGGCUGUGUCCAACCUGAGUGUGUCCCAGCAGAGGACGACCAGUCUCUGCGCUCAGUGGCAGCCGCACCCACACGCCAACGCCUACAGGCUCACCCUGGAGUCCCUGCUCAAUGGACACAGACAGGAAGUGUCUGUGAGUGGAAGGACCAACAGACACUGUUUCAACAACCUGAAGUCAGACACACAGUACAAGAUCAACGUGUACUCCCAGCUGCAGGACGGGACUGAAGGGGGCGCCGUCAACGUCGUGGAGAGAACAUUACCUGUUCCAACCCAGGCCCCGACCAAACCCCCGACCACCGCUCCAUUACCCACAAUCCCAGCUGCCAAAGAAGUGUGUAAGGCAGCCAAAGCAGACCUGGUGUUCCUGAUCGACGGCUCCUGGAGCAUCGGUGACGAGAACUUCCUGAAGAUCAUCAGCUUCCUCUACAGCACGGUCGGAGCUCUGGACAGGAUCGGACCGGACGGGACGCAGGUGGCCAUGUCUCAGUUCAGUGACGACGCUCGUACAGAGUUCAAGCUGAAUUCAUACAACGACAAGGAGCGACUCCUGGACGCCAUCAACAGGAUCUCCUACAAGGGCGGGAACACAAAGACAGGUCGAGCCAUUCAGCACGUGAAGGACAAGAUCUUCACGGCACAGGGCGGCGUCAGACGUGGUGUCCCCAACGUCCUGGUGGUCCUCACCGAUGGACGCUCCCAGGACGACGUCAACAAGGUGUCCAAGCAGAUGCAGAUGGAAGGUUACAUCGUGUUUGCCAUUGGAUUUGCCGACGCCGACUACGGCGAGCUGGUCAGCAUCGCCAGCAAGCCCAGCGACCGCCACGUCUUCUUUGUGGACGACCUGGACGCCUUCAAGAAGAUCGAGGAAAAGCUGGUGACGUUUGUGUGUGAAGCAGCCACCGCCACCUGUCCGUCCAUACCGAUGAGCGGCAGCACCAUGCCAGGUUUCCACAUGAUGGAGCUGUUUGGCCUGGUGGAGAGUCGCUACAGCAGUAUCUCUGGGGUCUCCAUGGUUCCUGGGACCUUCAACACCUUCUCCUGUUUCCACCUCCACAGUGACGCUCUCCUGGCCCAGCCCACCAGGUUCCUCCACCCUGAGGGUCUCCCCUCCGACUACACCAUCUCCCUGCUGUUCAGGCUGCUGCCCCACACCCCCGAGGAACCCUUCGCUCUGUGGGAAAUCCUCAACCAGAAGAAGGAGCCCCUGGUGGGAGUCAUCCUGGACAAUGGAGGGAAGACUCUGACCUUCUUCAACAACGACUACAGAGGAGACUUCCAGACCGUCACCUUCGAAGGAGACCACAUCAGGAAGCUCUUCUACGGCAGCUUCCAUAAGCUCCACAUCUCCAUCAGUAAGACCAGUGCCAGAGUGACCAUCGACUGUAAACUGGUGGCUGAGAAAACCAUCAACGCUGCAGGAAACAUCACCACUGACGGACAGGAAGUUCUGGGGAGAAUGGUCCGGUCCAGAGAGAACAAGGAGAACUCUGCUCCAUUUGAGCUGCAGAUGUUCGACAUCGUCUGCAGUCCGUCGUGGGCCAACAGAGACAAGUGCUGUGAACUUCCUGCUCUGAGGAAGGAGGUGGACUGUCCUGCUCUGCCCAAGGCCUGCACCUGCACCCAGGACAGUAAAGGCCCCCCCGGACCCACUGGACCUCCAGGAGGUCCAGGGAUCAGAGGAGCCCGAGGAGAUCGUGGAGAACCAGGUCCAGUGGGUCCAGGUGGUCCGGUGGGGGACACAGGUGUUCCAGGACCUCAGGGACCUCCAGGAGCACAGGGACCCAGUGGACGCUCCAUCAUUGGACCUCCAGGCUCUCCUGGAGAGAAGGGGCAGAAAGGAGACGCAGGACAACAGGGAACCCAGGGAGUUCCUGGUCGAGCCGGAGGUCCGGGCAGAGAAGGACCCCCAGGACCCAGAGGUCUGCCCGGUAAAGACGGUCUGCAGGGACGACAGGGUUCCACGGGGAACAUAGGAACACCAGGGGCCCCCGGAGCUCCAGGAAACACAGGCCCCCCAGGAAAACAGGGCGAGCUGGGACCCCCGGGCCCUGCAGGGAGCAAGGGUGAGAAAGGUGAACGGGGGGACCUUCAGUCCACGGCGUCUGUCCAGGACAUCGCUCGUCAGGUCUGUGAGCAGCUGAUCCAGAGUCACAUGGCUCGAUACAACUCCAUCCUGAACCACGUCCCCAGUCCACAGGUAACCGUGCGCACGGUACCAGGACCCCCAGGAGAGCCCGGUCGGCCGGGGGCCGCGGGGCCCCAGGGGGAGCAGGGACCACCAGGAAGAUCUGGGUUUCCCGGACAGAACGGACAGAACGGACAGCCAGGAGAACGAGGUCAACCAGGAGAGAAGGGAGAGAAGGGAUCACCAGGAACCGGACUCCAAGGUCCCAGAGGACUCUCAGGACCUCCUGGUCCACAGGGACAGGGACGUCCAGGAAACCAGGGUCCCUCAGGACGUCCAGGGAAUCCUGGAACCCCUGGACGGCCUGGCCUCCCUGGACCCGUUGGCCCAGCUGGGCCCCCAGGAUACUGUGACCCCAACUCCUGUGUGGGUUACAAUGUAGGAGAGGGUGAAGAUGACACUCACGGCGGCGCUAUCUCUGCAGUGCAACUACCGCCCAACGUCUUCCAGAACUACGGCGAGGUGGAGGAGGACGACCCCUACCGCUACUACCAGCCCAACUACCCCGCGCCCAGACCCGUGUCUCCUGACGAGACGGCGUUUGACAUGGAGGACGGGGACCUGACCUCCCCCGGCGUCUACCGCAGCAAGCGGAGCUUGGAGGGGGCGGAGCAGAGGGCGGGGCUGAGGACGAGGCGAAAGAGAGGAGUGACUAACUGAGAGGAGGCCGAGGCGCCCUCUGUCCUCUGAUUGGACGGUUCAAGGACAAAUCACCAAGUGCCUGAUGGAGGGUUUCACAUUGACAUUGUAGGGCAGAGCGAGUGGGCGGGGCUCCCAGAUUAUUUACACUCAGCUACGUCAACGAUUAACCGCGGAGGAAACACGAUUAUCGUUAUUGUUUUUUUUCAGCGUCUACGUUGGAACUGUUUACACUUUGAUUUGUUGAAAAUGUAUUUUUGUUUCAAAACAUUUAGUCCAAAUAUUCACAACCACAACUGAGUACAAGCUAACGCUAAUAUCCUAGCUAACCAAACUUUGAGUCUAACUUUAUCAAACUCACUUCAAUUUAAAGAUUCUUCUCCUAAAUGGUCUGUAGGUGGCGCCAAACCACUCCUGGAAACAUCUAGAAGUUUUUUCUCUCCUGAAGGUAAAGAUUUUCGUCAGAUCUACAAAUGUCUUUCUGCGACUUGACUGAGUUUGCGUUCAGAUGUGUGUGGUGCGUAAAACUGUUCCUUCUUCACCUCUAACCAGGUUGUUUUUAAAAAGAUUCAGGAAAUAAAAGGAAGUAAUUUAUUUUUUACUUGUUUUGGAUUUUUCUCUGAACAAUAAAAUUGAAGUACGACCACUGA
Messenger RNA from Cynoglossus semilaevis (tongue sole), 6368 nucleotides. It is a transcript of the gene col14a1b, whose product is annotated as collagen, type XIV, alpha 1b. The coding region runs from base 148 to 5739 and encodes 1863 amino acids. The transcript has 48 exons. The record is from RefSeq and is a predicted model, not a curated record. NCBI's taxonomy places the organism in Eukaryota, Metazoa, Chordata, Actinopteri, Pleuronectiformes, Cynoglossidae. Gene Ontology annotation, cellular component: interstitial matrix. Gene Ontology annotation, molecular function: protein binding.